GGGCGCGACGCCCUGGAAUUGCUGAGAAUGAGUCUGCUUUCGAAAAGAUUUGUGUCACUCGUCCUCAAUGUGUUGGCGUUGGAGUUUCCCGACACAAUGUGGUCCAACGAUCUGAUCGGUGAUGUGAAGGCUAAUUGGGUUGGCGAUGUGGUGCAGCGCUCGAAGUUCUUGCAGUCGCUCUCUGUCCCCUGCUUCCCAAUCGAGGAAUUCUCUGGCGAUACGAGGCAACAUCUUUGGAUAAGUCUACUUCGUCCCACUUUGAAAAUCCUCUAUCUUGAAGGAUUUGGGGGCGACGAGCGUGAGAUCCAGGAGAUCUUCGAUAGGUUUCUGGGAGGGGGAAGUGGUGCUGCCAAGGAGGUUGAGGAGGAGGAGGACCAGGGGGCAAAGGAGGAGUUGAUGGAGAAAUUGGGGGAGGAAGAGAAGGAACAGGAGGAGAUGAGGGAGAAGGGAAGAUCAGGAGAAGAAGCAAAAAGAGAGGAAGUACAAGGAGAGAUGAAGGGGAAGGAAGUGCUGGAGGCAAUGUCGUUGGACAAGAGUGAUCGAGGAAGAAUUCGAUCAAUGCCAAUUGGGAAAGAAUCACACCCUCUGCAUUGUCUGAUGAUCGACGUACAUGAGGACAUUGAAUUUGAGCAAGCAGAGCUAGAUGCCCUUAUCGAAGUUGUUCCUUCCCUGCACACUCUGAAAAUCAACGGCGGGAAGAGGCAUUUCACAUCUAUUCCCUACCCCUCACUGCAGUGUCUUGAGGUUAUUGAUCAGCAUAAAGAUUUUAUUUUGCCUCUGACGAUCAUUUGUGCCGAUUUGACUAACCUUGUGCUAGACACGUCUGCGGAGGGUGCAUCCAUGAUUCCGCUCUUGCAGGUCCUCUGCCCAAAGUUGAAGGUACUUCUGCUCUGCCCAAAGUUGAAGGUACUUCUCCUCUGGCCUGGUCAAUGUGCGCUGCCUGGAACAGUUUCUCUGUGUCAUUACCAUGCGAGGUGCUUGUGGACAUACCAUAAUUUGUUCGCUUCAGUACCAUUGGACAAUCUUGUAUCUCUUCGCCUAGAGGAUCGUAUAGUCUUUGAGGGCGCCCUCUGCCAAAUUCUGGCACACCACUUGCACAGUCUUGAAGAGUUAGAUUUGGAUAUCAGUGAGAUCUACCCUACCGACUCACCGCUCUCUAUGGAAGAGGUACAUCUUAUCCGAGAAGGAAAGGAACGCCGCGGUCAAGAUGGACCCUCAACCAGCAGGUACAAAAUCAAGGAAUGUGCUGCUGACUAUUGUUUCUACAACACCGAUCGAAUUGCAACCGAGCACAAGCCUCCUGCUUCUUCUCCUCCUCCUCUCUCCUCCACUGUGUCAUCUUUCUCUCCCAUCUCCCUCCGCUCAGAGUCUGAGGCCGCCAUUACUGAUCCCUCUUCGAGUAGGAGUAUGAAAGCUCCUCAUGCCGCUUCUUCAGCUCCCGCCACCAUCACUAGAUUCCCAGAAGAUGGUUCUCCACGUUUUCCAACGCCUUUGGGGCUUCGAAAACUGAAGUCGCUCAGGCUAGGCUUAGGGUUCGUGCGUUUGCUUGCGAAACAUACAGAGCGAUGCGUGCGCACAUCUACCUUGUAUCCCUCCACGAUGGCAGAAGCUCACAUUGAGGGCGCAUCGAAUGAUGUAUGGACAAACAUCUUUUACAAUUGUCCUAAUUUGGACAGGAUUGAUUUCACACUGUGUGGACACGAUUCCAACUGUAAGGGAUGUGAGACUGGGAACUGCAGUGAGGAGAAGCUGAGGAAGGAGGAAGAUAUGUGGGCUAGGGAAUUAGUUGGAGUCGUCAGUGCCUUUUUGAAAUCCAGCACCAAUUUGACGAGAAUUGGGCUGGAUAUUGUUGAGAGUGGUGGCACUGUAGAUUACCAUCGUAUGUUCAACAUGCUUAAGGUAGCAGCAGCUCUUCGAAUACUUGAAGUAGAAUUGGUCAUCAACCUUAGAUAUGAAGAUACCGUAGCUGCCGCCAAGGCUCAGCAGGAGGCAGCAGAGGCAGAACGUCAGCGGCUGGCCAAUGAGGCGGCAGCCCAAGCUCAGCAGACUGCUGAGGCUGRCGCAGCGGCACGAGACCAACGGAAUGCCGCCARUACRGAGUCCCUGAUUCAUAGUGAAAGUCAGUGGACAACGUUCCUCCAAGGCAUGAUCUUUGUGCCUUCGGACGCGCAGGCAGAUCCGACACUGGCGGAGGCAGAGAGGACUCACCUGGCUAACUUGAUGUUGGGCAUGAUGAGAGGCAUCAUGUGGAAUAACACACUACUGCAGGCACAUCUGCGCACGGAACGACAGCAGCGACAAAAGUACCAGCAAGACAUUGCUGUUUUAACAACUGCCAUCCGCGCCGAAGCAACGCAGCAGCAGCAACAGCACCAGCUGUUGAACUCCGCUCUCGCACGCAUCAAUAGCAUUGAGGCUAACGCCUCAGCAGCGCCAGGCUGCACGACAGACGCGACGAAGCAACUCAAUGAGCGCAUCGAUCACAUCGUCACCAUCAUUGGCGACAUAGGUGUUUUCAAUGGGCCGGACACGAUCAGUAGCACGGUGGCCGCCAUCAAGACGGACAUCACCAAGCUGCAAAUGAGACCAGACGCCGCUACAAAGACUUACAAGAUGCCGCACUUCGACAUCAGCAAGUUUGACGACUACAACAAGUCGGACGCCUUGACAUGGUGGCAACGUUUCCUCACGGAAGCAUCAUGCCGCACUGUCCCAGCAGACGACAUGAUGAAGGCACUCUACUUGCAACUAAUUGGAGGAGCGCAGGCUUGGAUGAACCAUCUGGCGGCUACCAACAAAUGCACCAUCGCCGAACUCCACACGCACAUCACAUGGACAGAGUUCGAGAAGCUAUGGUUCACCCGGUUCAUGGUCCGCAACGUCGUCAAGGCGGCCAUGAAUGAGGUGUACACCUGCUCUCAAGGGAAUAUGCCAACUCGAGACAGGACAACCAAGUGGCAGAAAAUAGUGACCACGCCAGGAUUCGACUUGAGUUUCCCAAAUCAACGAUCCGAGUUUUUCUCGCGAUCGUGCGCGGGACUGCGGUCGGCACUCGGCAACGAGUAGGACUAUGACACGUUCCAGGCCAUUCUG
This is a messenger RNA of Chara braunii, 3093 nucleotides long. The record is from the annotation of a GenBank genome assembly. Lineage: Eukaryota; Viridiplantae; Streptophyta; Charophyceae; Charales; Characeae.